GACGGUUCUGUUGUUUCCUUUCUUUUUCCUCUUCAACAAUGUCUAAGGUGAAUCAUCUGAGAGAGUUUAUCGGUCAGCGACUAACAGCAGCUGCUGUAGAAAUAUUGUCAGUGUUUGAAAAAAGCAUCUUGGAGUAUGAAGAAGAGCUCGACCGUCAGCGCAGACUGUUGGACCUCGCCUGGAAACCUGAAAUCAGACUCCACAGAGUCGAACUCCCACAAGAAAAUGUUUGUAAGGUGGAGGAGGACGGGGUUUUCAGUGACCAGCACCUGGAUAACCUGGAGAGGAUCUGCAGCCCGAACCAGGAGGAACCAGGGCAUCCACAGACUACAGAACUGGAGGAAGACUCCAGCUGUCAGGAGAUGAAGCAGGAGGACGUAGAGGUGGAUGUCUCAUUGGUCAAUGUCGCUGAUGUGAAAGUUGAAAAUGGUGAACCAGGACCAAACUGUGGCCAGCUGCUGUUGCACACUUCUCCUGAAGCGCAAAACAAAGAUGAGGAAGAGACUGAAAGUUUACACUCAGACUCCAGUAAAACUGCAGAUCCGGAGCCAAUGAGACGACAUGGUGACCACGAAGAUGCUGCUGUCCCAUCAGACAGCAACGAGUUCAUUGAAAGUAAUAUUUUAAUGGAUCACAUGAAGAUCCACACUGGCGAAAGGCCGUACCUGUACAACGCCUGCAACAAAACCUUUACUACAUUAUCAAAACUUAAACGGCACAUAACCACGCACACGGGCGAGAAGCCCUACAUCUGCAAAACAUGUGGAAAAAGUUACACAGAACGUUCCAACCUAGUGAUUCACUCGAGGACCCACACUGGCGAAAGGCCGUACCUGUGCAACACCUGCAACAAAACCUUUACUAGAUCAUCACAUCUUAAACGCCACAUAACCGUGCACACGGGCGAAAAGCCCUACAUCUGUAAAACAUGUGGAAAAAGUUACAGGCUACGUUCCCUCCUGGUGGAUCACUCGAGGACCCACACCGGUGAAAGGCCGUACCUGUGCAACACCUGUGGAAAAACCUUUACUCAAUCAUCAAAUCUUAAACGCCACAUAACCACGCACACGGGCCAGAAGCCCUACAUCUGCAAAACAUGUGGAAAAAGUUACACAGAACGUUCCACCCUGGUGAUUCACUCGAGGACCCACACCGGCGAAAGGCCGUACCUGUGCAACACCUGCGGAAAAACCUUUGCUGAUUUAUCACAUCUUAAACGGCACACAACCACGCACACGGGCGAGAAGCCAUAUUUGUGCAACACGUGCAACAAAGGUUUUAGCCGCAGAAUUUAUUUGCUGAGUCACAUGAAAAAUCACCCAGAGGAGAAGUCUGGUGACUCGUGACAAAUGAAGCUCAUGUUGUCGUCCUCCGGGGGCAGCUGUCCACUCCUGUCUGACCCACAGAAGAAGAACCCGCAGAAGUCCAACCACCACCUCCUGUGGCUGAUGAGCCUAAUCCCCUCCCCACAAGGGUUGCAGGUUCAACCCGGAUUUAUGCUUCUCCGUCAACUUGACGCAGAGGGAACGAUGUGGUUGUGUACUUUUUUUUUUAAAGUUCUGCAUUGAGUUUGUUUGAAUCCCUUUUCCUUCUUAAAAUUAUUAUUUGUUGCUGUUGGUAACUUGCCGUCUCCACGGUGCAAAUAAA
Molecule: messenger RNA, 1647 nt
Organism: Cololabis saira (Pacific saury)
Lineage: Eukaryota; Metazoa; Chordata; Actinopteri; Beloniformes; Belonidae
Product: zinc finger protein 391-like
Exons: 2
Coding region: 39-1346 (435 amino acids)
Biological process (GO): regulation of transcription by RNA polymerase II
Cellular component (GO): nucleus
Molecular function (GO): DNA-binding transcription factor activity, RNA polymerase II-specific; RNA polymerase II cis-regulatory region sequence-specific DNA binding
Source: RefSeq, a predicted model, not a curated record